Molecule: messenger RNA, 369 nt
Organism: Polistes canadensis
Lineage: Eukaryota; Metazoa; Arthropoda; Insecta; Hymenoptera; Vespidae
Product: protein lethal(2)essential for life-like
Exons: 1
Coding region: 1-369 (122 amino acids)
Biological process (GO): protein refolding; response to heat
Molecular function (GO): protein folding chaperone
Source: RefSeq, a predicted model, not a curated record
AUGUCUUACAAAUCAUCUUCAUGUUCACCAAUGAUGAAAAAGUGUAAAAAUAAGUAUAAAAUAAGUUUGGAUGCUCAAAACUUGAAGCCAGAGGACAUAAGUAUAACAAUAACUGGAAGGAAAGUUACUAUUAUAGGUAAACACAAAGGUGAAAGGAACGAAGAUGGUUACGAAGUUAAACAAUUUAAAAGGAGGUACAUGUUUCCUGAGACAUGCAAUAUGGAUCGUGUAAGCUCUACUUUAUCAACUAACGGAGUUCUUACUAUCACUGCACCUGAAAUGGUAUACGAAAGAAUUGUCAACAUUGACAUUAUAGAAAAACUUGAGUCGAUGGAAGACGAUGAAACUGAAAUAUCUGAUGAAGAUUAA